GCAAUGAAAAUCUGUGUGUAUAUACAUGUGCAAUGCUCAUGUGUUGUACAAUAUCUAUGGUCUGAGUCAGUGUAGGGCAGGAAGUAUCGGGUGCUCUGGCGUUGUGGAGUGUGAUGGCUGAUGGCACGACGGAGCCCCUGAAGUGACAUGUAGCUGCGUGAGUUUGUGAACUUGCUUCUAAGCUGAGUCCAUGAUAACUGUCAGCUUCCCGCUCAUCCUCAUCUCUGAGAAUUUUAAAUAAUGUCAGUGAAACUGUUCAUUUCAGUUGAGUAGGAGAAUUAAUAAUUUUACAUUAUUUUGGGAGACACACUUAAACAAAACCAUAAUUUUUAACAGGUUACAUUUGGUUAAAACGAAACAUCAAACAGGAGUCACUUGAAAUCACCUAUUAUUUCUCACUUUUUUUAAAUUUGUGGUACUUUCCAUUUUACAAAAUGAAUAACCCCUAAAUAACCCUGUGACAAGAGGAGUGAAAAAUCCCUAAAAGAAUUAGUUUUAAAUUUUGGACAAUGCACUUAUUCACUUUCUUAAAACUGUUGUGUAAUGUUUCUUGAUUGGGAUUCCAGCCGAGAUGAAUCGUUUCUGCACUAAAGUGGCAAUAGACCAAUAUGGUACAUUUCACCACUGCUCAUUUCACCACACGACAACGGUUUGUUUAAAACUCAAGUAUAUUCAUGCUCCACCUACAUGGGUGUUUUCACUUAUUAGCCCAAACCUGUCGAAAUGAAACACAGUAGCUUUACACUUCUUCGGGGAUGUGGUGUAACGAAUGUUCCCUUUUGUUGUUUAUGUCAGCUGUGUACCCCCCCCUCUCCGCCCCCCCGGCCAACAUGUUCAACAGUGUGCCUGGUUAUGAGGAUACUGUGGCAGGAGGAGGUGGUUAUCUGCCCCCUCCCAUGCCUGUGCAGCCUUCAGCUCCUCCACAACCUGGCCCUGUAGCUGACUGGAGCAUCCCAUCACUGCCGGAGGAUUUGGCUCGUGGGGCGUUCAAGGACUUUGCUUCAUCUCAUUGCUGCUACAGUGCAGGUCCGGCCAACGAUGGAGACAUCACCACCAUGGAGCCGUUCAACACCUUUAGGUACCGACUGGAGACAUUCACUGAGUCCAGGUCAACUGAAUGGGCCCACAAACCUUAUGAAGGUGAGCCGGCUGACUUCUACACCCAGACUGCACCCCGGCCUUGGGAGGUCCCAGCCACGGCCCCCAGCCUCUUCACCGAUCACAAGCAGGAGAUUCGGGUGCCCUUCACCUCAUCCAUCAAGGACUGCCAAGACUGCCACAGCACAGGGACGACUCCAUGUGAAGAGUGCCAUGGAAAUGGAUACAAACAGUGCAGCUGGUGUAGCGGCUCUGGGACAAGAAAUGAUGAAAACUGCCAUCACUGUAACGGUACCGGCAGAGACAGGUGCUCAGACUGUGAUUCUCAAGGGAUGAAGAAGUGCAUAACCUGUAAAGGAAAACGUCAGCUGCUGACGUUCAUCCAGCUCAAAGUGGAGUGGACUAACCAUGUGGAGGACCACGUGGUGGAGCAGAACUCUGGUCUGAAGGUUGACGAUCUUCGCUCCGUCAGCGGAAAGGAGCUGUUCAAGAACAACCAGUUCCUGCUCUACCCAGUGCUCGGAUUCCCAAACCCGGCCAUCGCUGAGGCCUCCGAGCGUAUGAUCAGAGACCACCAAAGCAAGUACUCCCAGACCUCCAGGAUCCUGCAGCAGAGGCAGCUGGUUGAGUUGAUCCCCAUCACUAAGGUGAACUACAAGUGGAAAGGCGACAGUCACGUCUACUUUGUCUAUGGCAACGAGAACCAAGUCAGCGCUGACAACUACCCAGCAACCUGCUGCUGUGUCAUCCUGUAGACACACACACACACACACACACACACACACACACACACACACACACACACACACACACACAAACACACAUACACACAUACACACUCACUCAUUGCUGUCUAUUUUUCAUAUUAGCCUCUUUGUCCAGGACAAAUUUUAACCAAUCAGUGCACAGAUCUUCUAAGAUCUAAAUUCUAAUUCUAAAAAGUCUAGGUCUAACAUGUUAAUCCAGGGGUGUCAGAUUUUUCUGUCGGGUCCAAGUAUUGCAGAUUAAGAUACAUACACAUGCACAUUGACACACACACACACAUUGUUUACUGUGGCCACCUGUAAAGUAAAAGGCAAAGCUGAAACUAAAGUAGAAAAGGGGGAGUAACAUGUGACUUUCUCCUUGUUGGCAUCAAAGGUAAAACCACAGCAGCCUUUUCUGACAUUUUGUCCACAUUUCAAUUAGAAUUAUUUGUAUUAAUUAGUUGUAUUAUAAAGACGCAUAGUCUGAAUUGUAGACUGUCCCCGCUAACAUCAGUGCUCCUCACUAAAAAACAAAAAGAUCCUGCAGCAACUGGAUCUAUCUUUUUGUUUUUGUACUUCCUGAACUUUCUGCCUAGUUCUGACUCUCAGCCUCUACCUCGUGUUGGGACGUUUGCAGUACAUUGUGUCUUGUCUUUAAUCUUUGACAGACCUGAAUAGUUGAUAUCGAAAAUUAAGAUUUUUAUCAAUAAUAUAGAUCUUCUGGUUAAAUCUGCCUCCUCAGAGUCCAUUAUCGUCUCUGCGUGGACACCUGUGUUGAUCAUCAUGUCUCUGAUGCCAUGAUCACUUACCAAAGAUAUUUUUCUUGUUAAAAAGCACUUCUGCUGAACAGUCAACCUCAAACACGUGCCAGUAUGUGCCAUUUAAUAUCCGCAGUAUUGAGUGGAAAUCUAGUUUAUGUCCAAAAUGCUGUUGUUUCAAGAACAAGUAGAAGGUGUAAGGAAAAGAACAAAUAGAUGAAAUGUGAGAAAUGACAGGUGAAAUCUAAGUAAAACAUAAGAAAUAAUAAGGAAAAAAAUGGAUGUAUGAAGUUUUAAUCUGACCGGGAUAGAUAUAUAUUAGGAGCUAUAUAAAUCUUUUUAUUAUUACAUGAGUAGGCGAACUCCACAGUGACUCAUGUCAUAAAAUAACAAUAUAAACUGUUCAUCUGGUUUCUACUUGUGUCUUUAUUCUGUGGUUCAAAGGUAGAAACCACUUUGGUUUGUUUAAACUGUGGAGAACCAGAAACAAAGACUGAUACUUUUUGACUUGUAAAGCCUGCCAGUGUCGAAGCAAAAUUCAUUUGCAUGUUUGUGAAAAUAUUUUAAUCCUCAAAGCUUGGCGACAUAUUAACUGCUCACGGGGUUGUUGGUGAAUUUCUGUAAGCGGUGAGCUAACUGUUAACUAGCUCAGUUUGUGCCAUUCAUGUAUUAGCACAUUACAGAGGUAACCAUUUGUUUCUCUGAGAGAUAAUUAACUGAGGAUUUCUGACACACUGACCGCUGUUCUGACAGUAUUUUCAGAAACACAGAAAACUCUUCUGAACACCUGGAUGGAAAAAAUGUUAUCUCUGCUGCAUAAAAAAAGAUUUCAUUUAAAAGGACUGUUUAACUAUUUCCCAAGUUGUGAAUUAGCAGAAGAUAGCAGGCUGCUAUCUUUGUUUUGAUUCAGACGCAGGUGCACAAACCUGAGGAAAGUCUUUUUGUCGUGCAGCUUACUGAAUAUUUUCUGGAAAUACCUUCAGAACAACACUAACAGUAAUUGCUAUUGCUCAGUAGCAAAGAUUGGUGUGUCAUCUUUCCAUGUUUCCAUGUUUACAGUUUAGUAAAAGCCUUACUUAGCCUACGCUAAAUGACAUUAUCACCAUUAUAUCCGUAGUCUGCAGCAUAGAAAUACGUCUAUAUAAAUAAUAUUCCUGAUGUUUAUCACAGCUGUUUAAUAUCCAUGUUAGUUCUGGUUUACGCUCUGAAGAUUACUCUUGGAAGUUUUUUUUAAUACCAGUGUAACACAUUUCAGCAGUCGGCUAAAUUUUCUGAUGAUAACGCAUGCUUGAAUUCUCUGAACACAGUAUUAGCUUGACUUUGGCGUCAUCAUUAAACUUAAAUGGUGCUGAGUGGAAUGUCUAAAUGUCUAGCUGUUUAAAUGCCUUAAAACCAUUCUGUGUCAAACAAAUAUCUCUGCUACCUACUAACAUGAUGAACCUGAUGUUAUUACUCCGUUUGUAUUAAAAAAUAUUCUAUCGUUGUAGUAGAGUAUCAGUUAUAUGUAAUUGUUGAAUAUAAACUGCCUCUCACUUGCUUCUGGCAGUUGUGCUCUAAGGUUGGUGAAUGCUGUAAAAUGUUAUCUGACAAAUAAUGGAUAAAGGAAUAAAGUAAUCUGAAUUGCUGACUAAAUAAGAUAAGAGAGAGUUCACCUCAAAAUUAACUUUAUCAGGAAGCUGGGAAAAAAAAUGAAAGAGUUUCCCGACAAUAAACUGACAAUGAACGUGGAAGUACAGAGAGUCACUGAGCUCGAAGCAGCUCAGUCACUUAAUACCAAACAUCAAGUAACUGUGAGAGGUUUGGGAUCUAAAAUUUUAUGAUCUCAUCCAAAAACUCAUGUUUUUACUUACUUUAUCUCAGGUUGACACCCAGGACUCUUUACGUCACCAUGUUGGUAAAUGCAGUUUCACAACAGAAGGUAUUCAUCUUAAGUUGAGUAAGAGCUGACGUAAAAAACCAGCUCCCACAGUUACUGUUGCAGUACGGGUUGUGUGUAGCAGGAGUUUCUUUUAAUGUGCUUUGUUGCCACAAAUUAAAAUAUAUUCAUGACUAGUGAAAACAAGUAGAAAGUUUCCUCCAACGCCUUUUGUCUCAGAAACGGAUCAGAAACUGAAUCAUCUUUUACAAGAGCAGUGUUCAACAUAAGGAGAAGCUCAAAGUAUGUGACACAAAUCAGCUAUACGGAAGUGGAGUUUCUGUUCUGCUUUAAUGGAUGUAUUUCAUGUUUCAGGCUUAAUUUUACCCAACAAGAUUAUUUUUAAGUGCUUUUCAUCUUUAGAAAGUCAUUUUCCAAAAACAGGUGUUUGAAACCAUGAUUAGGGCGAAUAUACCUCAACAGUCCUUCAUAUUUAAUUUUGAUCAUCAUACUCAAUUAGACAAACUUAAAAGUCAAAUUUCUUUGUACCAUUAAUAAUUUGUACAGAAAUUGGGAGAUGGAGGACUGUUUAGGGACAGUUAGACUGGAAGAACUACUAUUUUUGUACUUAUUUGUGUAUUUCCCCCCUAAUUUUUGUAUCUUAGAGGUUUAAUUUUUCAGUACUUUUAACAUAUUUAUUUUUUUGCGGCAGGUUACUGUAUUUUAUUUGUUUAGUUUUGUUUUGUGCAGAUGAUGCAUGAUGAUGUAGUUGGUGUGGGUUUGGGUUGUUUGCUUGUGUUUCACUUGUUAUUACAGACUGACUGUUCUGUUGUCUAUUAGUAUCUGUAUUCUCUGUGAGGAUUAUGCAAAAGUUUGAAAUCUAAUUUUAGCAGCAGUUACCACAAGGGGCCAGCAGAUCCAGCUGAACUGAAACAUUCAGGAUUCAAACUGUAAAGCUGCAUUCAACAGUAUUUCAUAUCAACAAGGGAUCACAUGACUCUGUGUAAUGUGAAACUACUUUGGUGUGUUUUAGUGAACAUACAUAACGUAUAUGGAAACUAUGGAGAAGAUAGUUGAGUCGGUUCUCUCUCUGUCUUUGUUAUCUCUCCUGUGCCUGUCACUCAUACACCUCCACUAAUUCCACCAAUCAGCCUGCAGUCUCACUUCCUGCUGCUGUUACUAUCAGAUUAACAUGCGCAGCAACAAAGCAACUACGCACAUAGAUUGUUGGAGAUCUACAUUCCUGU
Messenger RNA from Seriola aureovittata, 5704 nucleotides. Its product is annotated as protein SSUH2 homolog. The record is from RefSeq and is a predicted model, not a curated record. The transcript has 11 exons. The coding region runs from base 756 to 1853 and encodes 365 amino acids. NCBI's taxonomy places the organism in Eukaryota, Metazoa, Chordata, Actinopteri, Carangiformes, Carangidae.